Arvicola amphibius (Eurasian water vole) is the source of this 996-nucleotide messenger RNA. RefSeq names its product tetraspanin 10 (gene Tspan10). The record is from RefSeq and is a predicted model, not a curated record. The transcript is spliced from 3 exons. Gene Ontology annotation, cellular component: membrane. NCBI's taxonomy places the organism in Eukaryota, Metazoa, Chordata, Mammalia, Rodentia, Cricetidae. The coding region runs from base 1 to 996 and encodes 331 amino acids.
AUGGAAGAGGGAGAAAGCAGCCCCUUGCUGUCUCAGGGUCCUGCUGGCCAAGAGCGGGCACCCACCAGGAGCAAUGCACCUACUUCCAACAUCCUAGGCCCAGAACUCUGGAAGGAUCAGGUAGGGGCCUGGGGCUGCAGAUGCUGUCCUGGGGCAAAGCACCAGGCCUGGAAGGAAGGCCAGGCCUCCUCUCUCCCACUCUCCACAGGAAGUAACUGUGCCAAGUAUCUGACUUUCCUCUCUAACUUCUUCUUCUCCCUGCUGGCCCUGGUGGCCCUGGCAGCAGGGCUCUGGGGGCUGGCUGUCAAAAGGUCUCCAGAGUACAGCUGGGGUGGAGCCCUGCCGGCGGACCCCAUGCUGGUGCUGGUGCUGGGAGGCCUAGUGGUCAGUGUGGUGAGCCUGUCCGGAUGUCUGGGGGCCCUCUGUGAGAACGGCUGCCUACUACGCUUCUACUGUGGAGCUGUCCUCAGCUGCCUGGCACUGGAGGCCCUGGCAGGGACGCUGGUGGUGGUCCUCUGGGGCCCACUGCAGGAGGGCCUGAAGUAUGCCCUGCAUGCGGCCAUCAUCCACUACCGCGAUGACCCAGACCUGGGCUUCCUCCUUGACCAAGUCCAGCUGGGGCUGCAGUGCUGUGGGGCGGUUUCCUACCAGGACUGGCAACAGAACCUGUAUUUUAACUGCAGUUCUCCAGGGGUGCAAGCCUGCAGCCUUCCUGCCUCCUGCUGCAUCAACCCCCAGGAAGGGGGAGCUUUGGUGAACACUCAGUGCGGCUUUGGGGUUUUGCACCUGGACCAGAAUGCAGCUGGACAAGUGGUGCACCUGCAGGGCUGCUGGCCUGUGCUGCAGCGGUGGCUGCGAGGGAACAUGCAGACCGCAGGCGGCUGUGCCAUCGUUGUUGUCCUGAUCCAAGGGGCUGAACUCCUGUUGGCUGCCUGCCUGCUAAGGGCCAUAGCUGUACCAAAGACAGCAGAGGACACAGAACCCAGACCUCUGUGA